Exophiala aquamarina CBS 119918 is the source of this 1077-nucleotide messenger RNA. RefSeq lists its product as uncharacterized. Lineage: Eukaryota; Fungi; Ascomycota; Eurotiomycetes; Chaetothyriales; Herpotrichiellaceae. The record is from RefSeq and is a predicted model, not a curated record. The transcript is spliced from 2 exons. Gene Ontology annotation, molecular function: D-amino-acid oxidase activity; FAD binding. The coding region runs from base 1 to 1077 and encodes 358 amino acids.
AUGUCGAGCGAACCAAAGACAAUUAUCGUAAUAGGUGCCGGUGUGCUCGGCCUAACAGCCGCUCUAGGACUUCAACAUGAAUACGCGGAAACCAGAACGAUCUUGCUGGUAGCAAGAGACUGGCCAUCCGACGAGUCGGUUCAAUACACUUCCCCCUGGGCAGGGGCUCACGGGCGGCCAAUGCCAGCGACGACACCAGUGGAAAUGCAACACCAGGAAUUCGCAAAGAUAACCUACGCCGUAAUGAAGGCCCAGGCGCAAGAAGAGCCAGCUUGCGGCGUCGAACUUAUGGACGGCUACGACUUCAUCGCGUCCCCAUCCGACGACCAUGUCAACCUCAGAGGCGGCUAUGGAGAUGCAGAAGGCAUGACCGUGCUCGCGAGGCAUGAAUUCCCAAGGGAUAUGGGCAUCAACUUUGGCUCGAAGUAUCGCACUUGGUCACUGAAUUCGCCGGUGUACUGCGCGUUCCUGCUGCGAAAGUUCCUGCUGAGAGGAGGGAAGACACGCAAGACCACCCUGAUGACCGCAGAAGAGGCGUUCUCUCUGGUACCCAAUGUCAACACUGUUGUCAACUGUUCGGGGUUCGGCUUUGGCGAUCCAGAUGUCUUCCCCAUCAGAGGCCAAACAGUCCUCGUCUCAAACCCAUGCGACCGCAACAUAACUCAGCAAAACCCGGACGGGACAUGGACAUUCAUCAUCCCACGCCCACUGGAGGGCGGCACCGUCAUCGGUGGCACGAAGGAACCCCAUGACUGGACAGCGACAGCCCGCCCAGAGACACGCACCAAGCUCCUUAACAUGGCCGCGAAGAUGUACCCUCCAAUCCUUGGCCCCGACGGCAUCGGCGAGUUCAAAGUCAUCCGGGACAUCGUCGGCAGACGCCCCGCGCGGCGAGGCGGAUUGAGGCUCGAGAUUGAGCAGCUACAAUCGAAAGGGCCCUCCUUCCGGGGCAAGACAAUCAUUCAUGCCUACGGCGCGGAGGGCCACGGGUAUGGACUCUCGUGGGGGAUUGCGCGCGAGGUUGUGAGGAUGGCUGGGGAAGCUGAUCGGCACAGUACUGCGAGGCCUUCCUUGUAG